Messenger RNA from Neohortaea acidophila, 2421 nucleotides. RefSeq lists its product as uncharacterized. The annotation marks the transcript as partial. The record is from RefSeq and is a predicted model, not a curated record. Gene Ontology annotation, cellular component: nucleus; chromatin. The transcript has a single exon. Gene Ontology annotation, biological process: chromatin remodeling; regulation of DNA-templated transcription. NCBI's taxonomy places the organism in Eukaryota, Fungi, Ascomycota, Dothideomycetes, Mycosphaerellales, Teratosphaeriaceae.
CCAGUUGAGCACGUGGAGUCUGGCAUCACACCCGUUGCGGACUUCAUUCCUAAGGAGACUGCAAGUACCUCACAUCCGACGCCGCCACCUGAUGAGCCUCUUGUCACCGGCUCCGCAGACAUUGAUGUGACGAUGGCCAACGUGUCAUCCGAGCCAGAGCCGGCGUCGGCGCCUGUGCCCUUACCACUCCCGGCGCAAGCAGAACAGAGCCUUGUUCGACCUCGCGAAGAUGAUGACGAUGACGAGCCCGCGGCGAAACGUAGUAGAGUAACGGAUGAGCCCAUUACCGAGCCUGCUCGUCCGGACUCCACACUUCCCGUCCGAACAGCCGACAUUGAUGCUGACAUUGCAAUGGAUGCAGCUCCUGCCAAUGAAACAUCAUCAGCUCCCACACCUGCCCAGACAGACGCACCAGCCGUCGAGCAGGUCACGGCCACAAUCGCCGAACCCUCGUUUGAGCCGCCCAGCGCACCCAUCGCCGACGUGGCCGCCGCACCCGUUCUGUCUUCCUCAGAAGCACCAGUGAAAGAUGAAGUGGCUCCCGCGGAAGAGCUACCAUCCGGCCCACUUGUCGAGCCAUCGGCGGACACAGUGCCGGCGGCUCCCUCUGUCCCGGAGACUCCCGUUGCUGCGACGCCUGCAGAAAUGGCACCUCCAGCCGUGGCUCAGCCCGCCACAACCGAACCCUUGAGGCCUGUAUACAGCACCGAACCGAUGACUGCCGUUCAGAAGGCUUAUCUGCUGGACAAGACAAAGAACCUGAAAAAGACCAAGCAUUCAUUCUCUUUUCUCCGCGCUGUUGACCCUGUCGCCCUCAACAUUCCUACGUAUCCGGACAUCAUCAAGAAUCCCAUGGAUCUCGGUACUUUGGAGAACAAGCUCAAGGACGACAAAUACGGGUCGGUCCAGGCAUUCGUUGAUGAUUUCGACCUGAUCAUCUCCAACUCUCGACGUUUCAACGGAGACCACCACGUCGUGACCCAGGCUGGGUUCGCGAUGGAAGCAUACUUCAAACGAGUGAUGGAAAGCGUUCCAGGUCCAAACGAACUAGCUCCGGUGAAGCAAAAGUCGAGGUCACCUUCCAUUGCAACCGAGAAGCCGCGACGCGAGCCUCGAGCGGCCACAUUGCCAGCACCUCCACCCGCCGCCGCCGCCGCAACCACACCUGCCGAAGCUUUUGCCCUCCAGCCAGACGGAACUCCACAAAUCCGACGUCAGUCAAGUAUGAGCAACCGUCCGGCCCGCACCAUCAAGCCUCCACAGAAUCGCGAAAUUGCCUACUCGAAGCCGAAGAGGAAGGAGCAUCAGUUGGAGCUGCGCUUCUGCGAGCAUGUGCUGGAGGAGCUGCGCAGUCCGAAGUACGCCGGCAGCAAUCAAGUCUUCCUUUGGCCCGUGGAUCCCGUGGCGCUGAACAUUCCAAACUACCGCCAGAUCGUGAAGACUCCAAUGGACUUGUCCACGAUGUCGCAGAAGCUGAAAGGUGGUCUGUAUGCCACUGCGGAGGAGUUCAGGAAGGACUUUGACCUGAUGAUCAAGAACUGCUUGACAUUCAAUCCCAUCGGCAAUCCCGUCCACGACCUUGGCGUGCAGUUCCAGCGGCACUUUGAGGAGCUGUGGCACGAUAAGGAGAAGUGGGAGCGCAAGAACCAACCAGCAUCAAACCGUGCGUCUUCCGCGUCUGCGGACGAUGAGAGCGGCGCCGAGGACGAGGAGGAAGAGGAGGACGAGGGCCCCGCCGACCAGAGCGCCACGAUUCGCGCGCUCCAGAAGCAGCUUGCCGAGAUGCAAAAUGCUCUGUCGGGAUUCGUUGGCGAGAAGCCCAAGACCAAGAAGCCCAAGUCCGCGAAGACCGGUGGCGGCAAAAAGCAGCAGGGCGGUUCAGGGUCAUCUGCUCCUGGCAAGAAAUCGUCCAAGGCGGCGGCCAAGCCGAAGAAGCAGCGCGUAGUCACCUACGAGGAGAAACAAGAGAUCUCCGAGGCGGUCAACAAGAUGAACGAAGGGCAGAUCUCCACACUCACCAGCAUCAUCACUGAGAACUGUGAGAAGUACCGUAACAUGGACGACAUGGAGCUGGAGAUUGACGACUUGCCCAACUACGUUCAAGCCUUGUUGCUUGAUUAUGUGCGCAAGCUCUUCCCCAAGAAGAAGGCCCGCGAAGCGUCGCCCGAUGACGCCGCCGCUCUCGACGAUGACGACUACGAAGAGAGGGGCGGCGGUCGAGGUGGCAAGCGCAAGAAGCACCGGCCCAUGGGCAAGAAGGAGCAGCAGGACACCAUCAACAACAUCAAGAACAAGUUGGCGCAGUUCUCUCAGCCGGGCUUCAGCGGGAGCGAGUCGCCCACGAACUCCAGCUUCAAUGCCGCCAACGCGCAAGUGGACACAUCGGGUGAUGAGGAGUCGGAGGAGUCGGAGGAGGAGUAG